AAAUGUUCUACUUGUUACAGUACUGUACAGAUUUAGGAUUUCAAUUUCUGUCUUAGCACGCAUGCGUUACUUACAAUUUAGUUUCGUUAGGUCAAGUUCGUAUAUUUUGUGUGUUUUCCAACAUCGAGUCUACAGUUUUCGAUUUAAUUGCGUGUUAAUUAAAUUAUCCGGUAGCCGAUUUUUUUUUCUAAAUUCGUCGUAUACCGUUAAAUUCAAUCAUGGCUGAUAAAGGUGAUAGGGGUCGUGAUAGUCCUGUACAAGGAACAGAUCAAGAUGAAAGACGCAGACGUUCUGAGACACCGUUGUAUCAAAUGUUUCCGAAAGAGAAAGCUAAAUUUACAGCUCAAGAAGCACUAAACUUAAGACCUCUAGAAUACCAGAGACCCCUAACUAGAAGUGAUAUUAUGUUAAAGAAUAUAAAUCCUGAUGUUGACCCCCGAACUCAAUCUCCUCUGAAAAUGUUCUUUGAUGAAGAUCCUAACUAUAGACCUCCAUGUAGUUCUCAACCUGAAUCUGAAACUGAAUCUGAAUUUGAAUCUCGACAUGGAUCUAGAUCACAACCUCAAUCUCAACCUCAACCUCAGUAUCCAUAUCCACGUCAAUCUCAACCUCAAUCUCAGUAUCCAUCUUCAUAUCAACCUGGACAUCCAAGUGAUGGUCCUUCGAGGAAAGUUAAGUUUUCACCAGGGACAUUUAAGGAAAGACCACUAUCAGUACCACAAGAUCCACCAGUGGUAAUUUAUGAAACAUGAGACUAUAAAUUUAUUAAUCUCAGCAUGCUGGGUAAGAGAUUACCCAUUGGUACCCUAUGCUUUUGGCACAUGUUUUAUGUCAUCCUACUUUGUUUUUGGUAGAAAUUACAUAUUUUUGAAAUAUUCAUAAAAUUUUUUGAUACUUUCUACCUUGAUGUGAAUUAGUUUUAGGUAUGAAAUUAACUACAUUACAUGUUUAUGUCGAGAUAUGUUUAUAUAAUUCACAUAUUAAAUUUUAAACGUAAGGAGAUAAGACAGGAACUCAACCUUACAAUUGGUUUUUAGUUCUUUGAGAACAUGUACUUCAAUAAAUGAUAUAGUAUCCUGCUUGGUUUCCACAACAACUUUUUAUGAAGAAAUAUUAAUUUUUGUGAGUUAUUUCUAAGCAAUAAGUAUUGUUGACUGGGCAUUUAUAUAAUCUAUAACAAUACCAUUUUCCAGUUCUCUACUUUACUGAUCUUUAAAAUCAAGUCGAGCAUACGUGCUGAAAGAAAGAUGAUGCUAAUGCUUUUGAAGAAAAUUCUCACUGAUUCUUAGAAUCGUUAUUAGAAUCAAGAUGCUAUCCUACAAACAAGAAACAAAGAUGCUUCAAGAAGUGUUGAUGGCACAUGCAGGAGAUUCAUUCCCAUACAUAUAUCUAAUGUGAACAGAAAAGCAGUCUUUGUGAUUACAAAAUAAUUUCUGUUAUAUUUUCUAUAUGUAUUGUAUUAUUUUUAUUAGUAUAUGUUAUUGGUAUAUAUAAUAUUAAUGUAUAUAGCAUAUAGUAAUUAUAGUAAAUUGGGGAGAAACUCACUUCUAUUAGAAAUGUUUGCGAUAUUCACAUCCAGCAUGUCAAAACAAGUAGAAUGACAUAUAAUAUGUGCAGUAAAGUUCAAUCGCAUGUUGAAAGUAAUAUAUUGUUAAUUUAUAAUUUGUUUCUCAAGAACUUUUAAAUAUGUGCAUUUUUAAAGAAUAUAUAUAGGAAGUAUGUGUAUGUACUGUAUAGAUAUAGUACAUGUAUACUUUUUAAAAGUACAUAUAAAUGAAAUUCGAAUUUCAUUUGUUUUUUGUUUGUGUAGAGCAAGAUUUAUCCAAAGGUAAAAAGUAUAGAAAAGAUUAGUAGUGUGUAUUAUUGUUUAGUAAACGUUUUUUGUCAUGAUGUUAUUUUUAUAUUGUAUUCUUUUUCAGACAAAUUAUCCCAACAAUAUGACAUUUGUUGUAUUCUGUUUCAUUUUAUUUUUACAUUAUAAUAAAGAUCUAAACUGUUAUUUUGUUAUCAAAGAUGUGUUUUUAUCUUAUUUUAGGAUAUCACAAAAAGGCCCAUUAUCGAAAAGCCCAUUACCGAAAAGCCCAUUACCGAACGGUCUCAAGCAGAUAAUCCUAAAAAAAUGGAAGGUGCAAUUAAUAAAUUUUCUAUGGUGUUUUAUACAUUACUUUCAAAUAUAUUGAAGACGAU
Bombus pascuorum is the source of this 2187-nucleotide messenger RNA. RefSeq lists its product as uncharacterized. The coding region runs from base 219 to 752 and encodes 177 amino acids. The record is from RefSeq and is a predicted model, not a curated record. The transcript is spliced from 3 exons. NCBI's taxonomy places the organism in Eukaryota, Metazoa, Arthropoda, Insecta, Hymenoptera, Apidae.